CACAAGUGCCCCACCCAGAAAUAUAACCUCUAGACUGCUGGCACAAUGCCUUCAAUACACCACAGCGACAACAAUAUACCAAGUCGAGGGUGAUGUUUAAGAUUUUCAACAUUUAAACCUGCAAUUUAUUCAUAAAGAUCGAUUUUCUGAAUCCAGAAAUGAUGGAGUUUGAAUCCAAAAAACAAUCACGCCGUACAAGAAUGAGCUGUUUGUAAUGGAAUGUUUGAUCAAAUUUGAGGUUUAGUUCCGCUAUGAUUAAAUCGCUAACCAUAUACCUGAACAAAUAUAGCCUACAUGGAAAGGUUCCAACUUCAGAUUAAUUGCAGGUUCAUUUCGUGACGGCAGAACAGCCGACUUAUAAACCAUAUACAUUAGCAUAUUAGCUUGAAUAACUUUGCCCAGUUAUUACUUACAUUGGUAAAAUCAACGCAAUAACAAAUCGGCUUAGGAACCCUAUCACCGGGGAAAAUAUAGCUCUGUUUAUUAACAUCACUGCGGGGGGUGAGUUCGUGACCAAAAGCGGACAAAGAGAACCUCAUUGUUCCGUCAUUAUAUGGUACAUUUAAGACUAUUUUUUUUUUUUUUUUUCAGAAUAUGCCCUAAGUCCUCCAGGGACGAAGUUUUCGUGACAAAAAUGUACUUGUGUAGGGAGCUGUCCUUCAGCACCAGCGCAAGGCGGAAUGGUGAGGUUACGCGCACACCAGAAAACUAUUUGUGCGUCAGUUAAAUAAUAAUUCCUUCAGAUAACGCGGAAACCGUUAUUAAAUCACAUUUCUAUUUAAAAUAAAUAUUUUUAGGACACUGAUCUGACAAAGCACAUAUUUUCUAUAAACAUAUCAGUUGCUGACUAACCUGUUGAGAAUAAGGGCGCGUGUAAGUGUAAACACGCGAACACCGCGGUGCCCUCCAACUGUCAACAGUUGUAAUAUAACUACGGAGGCACUGAAUUAAAUACUACCAACGGUCGAUUACAAAACAACAUCUGCGACCUUGAGGAGUUAAAUGGCGUUGACAGAAAGACGUUUCCUCAUUUCACUGAGCGUCUGAAGCACCAACGCAUGCCAGUGAGCAAGGAGGGAGAUAAUACAGGGUGUGCCCUUGACGCUUUUUCAGGGAAAAUAACCACAUUUCGAGAAACGGAAUGAAUCAUAAUAGUUUGAUAUUCAACGACUGGUGAUGGUGAAAACCCCAGGGAUACGAUGUCGAAAGUGGCUGAUCAAUCGGGAGAGGAGCUGUCAUUCCGUUUGACUUCACCUGUCCGGAUGGUCAGUGCUGAAGCGAAGGGACUCGUGAAUGAAACCAGCGCUGCACGUUGACAAGGAGCUGACGGUUGGGAUCACUGGCACGAGGUGAAAUAAUACGAAGUACGACAAGCAGCGAGCUUUUAUUGUUAUUUUAAAUAACCUACAGCGAUGCAUCCGCCAGGCAGUUGCAAAACGCCAAGAGAACGGGGUUUCAUGUUUCAAUUGAUUCUCUCUUCUCGAUUUCUAAUGGUUUUUUCGGAUUGGUAGGCUAACCGUGCCGAGCGGAGUGGGCAUCGCGCUUGUCCUUAAUUUUAAAAUAUAAGAUAAUCUCUUUUUAGCGAGUCAUGUCUUACCCAGAGCGAUGGGCAAGAUCGAUGACAAUGAGAGGAUAAUCCUCAACGUUGGAGGAACCAGGCACGAGACAUACCGGACCACAUUGAAGACCUUGCCUGGCACGCGGUUAGCUCUUCUGGCCUCCGAGGCUGACACGGAGUCCGUGCUGGAUCAACUGCAACAAGUCCCUGGUUUUCUCGAAUACAACCCUAAGAACAACGAAUACUUUUUCGACCGCCACCCUGGUGUGUUCGCUUAUGUUCUCAACUACUACAGGACUGGGAAACUUCACUGCCCGGCAGAUGUCUGUGGUCCGCUCUUCGAAGAAGAGUUGUCGUUCUGGGGUAUCGACGAGACCGACGUGGAGCCAUGCUGCUGGAUGACCUACCGGCAGCACCGGGACGCGGAAGAGGCGCUCGAUGUGUUCGAAUUGAAUGUGGACAAUGGAGACGGAGAAGAGGAAGAUAUAAAUAAAAGGUUGGGCAUUGAGGACGUGGUGUCCCCCGACGGCAAUGUCAGCCGCUGGAAAAAGUGGCAGCCGGUGAUUUGGAAUCUGUUUGAGGAUCCCUAUUCUUCCAGAGCCGCAAGGUUUGUGGCCUUCGCCUCCUUGUUCUUCAUCCUCGUCUCCAUCACCACCUUCUGCCUGGAGACGCACGAGGCCUUCAACACCAUCGUCAACAAGACGGACGCGUCGCGCAACGACAGCCAGCCGGACCCCGGCCCGCACUACGAGAUCGAGACGGACCCGGCGCUCACCUACGUGGAGGGCGUCUGCGUCCUCUGGUUCACCAUCGAGUUCCUGGUGCGGGUGACCUUCAGCCCGGACAAGCUGGAGUUCGUCAAGAGCGUGCUGAACAUCAUCGACUUCGUGGCCAUCCUGCCCUUCUACCUGGAGGUGGGGCUGAGCGGGCUCUCCUCCAAGGCCGCCAAGGACGUGCUGGGCUUCCUGCGUGUGGUGCGAUUCGUGCGGAUCCUGCGCAUCUUCAAGCUCACCCGCCAUUUUGUGGGUCUCCGCGUGCUGGGCCACACGCUCCGCGCCAGCAUCAACGAGUUCCUCCUCCUCAUCAUCUUCCUCGCCCUGGGCGUGCUCAUCUUCGCCACCAUGAUCUACUACGCCGAGCGCGUCGGGGCCAGCCCCACCGACCCCACCGCCAGCAAGCACACCGAGUUCAAGAACAUCCCCAUCGGCUUCUGGUGGGCGGUGGUCACCAUGACCACGCUGGGCUACGGCGACAUGUACCCCAAGACCUGGACGGGCAUGCUGGUGGGCGCCCUGUGCGCCCUGGCUGGGGUGCUGACCAUCGCCAUGCCCGUGCCCGUCAUCGUCAACAACUUCGGGAUGUACUACUCGCUGGCCAUGGCCAAGCAGAAGCUGCCCAAGAAGAGGAAGAAGCAUAUCCCCCAGGGCCCGCAGGCGGGGUCCCCCACCUACGGCCACGCGGAGCUCAACCUCACCUGCAACAGCACCCAGGUGGACCCCUGCCUGGGCAACCGGGGGAACAGGGUGCUGGAACGCAACAGAUCGGUGCUUUCAGGCGACUGCAGCGGGGGAAGUGACCUCACCCUCUCCCCGGAGGACUGCAAUCCCCUGCGGAGGUCCAGCACGCGCGACAGGAUCCGGAGGAGCGCCGGGGGCACCUGCUUCCUGCUGGCGGCCAGCGACUACACCUGCUCCACCGACGGGGGCGUCCGCAAAACAGGCUACGAGAAAUCCAGGAGCUUAAGCAACAUAGCAGGCCUGGCCGGCAGCGCCCUGAGGCUGUCUCCGGUGACAUCGCCCUACAACUCGCCCUGUCCAAUGAGGCGCUCUCGCUCUCCCAUCCCAUCAAUCCUGUGAGGCCAGGCCCCACGCCCCCCCCGCCUCUCCCUCAUCUUCCAUACGGGCCGUCUCUCCUCCCCCCCUCGAAUUCAGCAGAGGGACUGCCUGCGCCCCGCAGAAUUACGUUUGGCGUGCCGACGGUGCGAUACGAAUUUGCGUAUGGUGUUAAAACUGUAGCAGGACACGAGGAGCCAAUCUGUUUUUUCCCCCCCCAAUGGACAAAACCCCGCCCAUCUUUGACUAGUGAGGAGAGUAGCGCUUCCUUUUUUGGUUAGCAAUCGUCCCUUAAUAAUGGUAGCUUCUCAAUAGCAAUAAGUAGGACAAUUAAUGGCUUUUCCACAUGGCCAUAUAAAGUUUAAUAACAGUGUUUUAAAAUCAGGGAGAUUAUUUACGCAGCCCUAUUUAAAUGAGAUUAUGUGCUUCCAAACCAUAUAAUCACCCCCCCCUUUGGACCUCACGUCAAUGACUGUUAUCCCAUCCUCCCCCCCCCUCCCUCCUGGAGAUGUCUGGAGCCUUGUCUUGAUUCACGUGCCACGCCCCUCCCCCCCCCCCCACCACGCAAACCACCGGGCCUUGGUCACAUCUUUGCAUGGAUCAUCCUGUGUCAUCGUCUUACAGCAAUGUUAUAAGCAAAGCAAAAAAACAAAAAAAAAAAAAACGAACAAAAAAACAAAAAGGAAACCCCGUUUCUCGGACAUGGAAUGUGCACUGGACCUGUGUGUGUGUGUGUAUGUGCGUGUGCGUGCGCUGUCUGCUGCAAAGACAGGACAGCAUUGGGAAUGCCCCAGCGGACUGUCCCUCCUGUGCAUGUGGCUGAGCUCCUCCCUCGCUGCUGGUUUUUUUUCUUCUUUUCUUUGCCCAAACUGUCACCACAUGGCCAAAAAACUGAGCUGUCUCCGGUUGUCUAGGUGCAGAGAACUGCAAAGACGUUGUCUUUACUGGUUGCAUACAAGCUGAGAGCAGCACUCUUUCUUAAUGGACUGGAAGGCUUCGUCAAGAUGCUAUAAAAGGUAAUGUCAUCUCUAUGGCUUGCAUUGAAACUCAUCACAGAUCUCAGUAGGCAAAUUAACUGCAUUUUGUUUGUAUGCCCAGGGGGUCAUUUGGCAAUAUUGUGGCCGAAUUGCAGUUUCAAAAGUGGGUUUCAGUACAUUAAGUGUUGACAGAAUGUACAGAGUGCGUUCUUAUGUAAUUUAAAUAAGUAAUUCACCGUAAAGUUUGACCUCUUUUUUGUAAAGAAAAAAAAAUUCAAGGUUAAACACACACACACACAUUAUGCUUUGGGAUCUAGUGCAUUAUGGGUUGUUUGUAGCACUCAGUAGGGAUGAGUUGCCGAGAAACAAGAAGGGCCAUUUUACUGAUCUUGACAGACACACCUACACAGGUAAAUUGCUAUUUACGUGAGUAGAUUCUAACAGGUGGGUCACACAUAGUAUGAUCUUGCUGGUUCCAGAAAUGCAUCUCACCCAUUACCUAUGGCAACAAUAGCAUGGUUGCUAAGCAACUGGCACACAUUGAGGUGUGACUGUACAGUUGACUGUCACAGGCACAACACGCGCACAGACACACACACUUACUGUAAAUACUGUUAAUUAGUGUGAAAAGGCAUACAGUAUACACCAAAUAGAUACAAAGAUAUGGCGUUAUAUUAGUACCAUUAAGAACUGAUAUAGAAAAAAAUAUUGAUUGGUAAUAAAAAAAUUUAAAUAAAAUGUAUUUUUCUUUUUUAUUUUCUUAAAGGAAAAGUUAGUUUAAAUUGAUUUAUAUCUCGUGAAAAUAAAAAUUAAAAACCAGUUAUAGCCAAUAAAUCAAUAUUUUUAAAGUAUUCUUAAUGGGACUAAUCUAGAACCAUAAAAAUAUAUUUUUAUCAAUUUGUUGGGCCACCCCCAGUGUAAUGAUAAAGCUAAUGGGGAAAGCAUAUGCAUACACAGAAAAAAUGAAAUAUAAAAAUAUAUGUUACCUUUGUAUUAAUCAAUGCCUGUAUAUAUGUGUAAUCGUGUUCUGUAGCAUGAAUCUGCAUGACCGUCUUUGUAAUAUACAAUGAAUAUUCCCGCAGAAACAUUUCUGAUAUUUAGAAAUGAGGGCAAUAUAUAUUUUUUUUUUCAACAUGUUCACAGAUAUUUUGUUUUGGAGAAAUAUUAUUGCUGAUGGAACUUGUGGGAAAAGCUGCUGCUGCUGUCUUUGGCCACAGCACAGAACAGCAUUACUCAUGGAUUAAAACAACACAGUGGACACUGGAUAACUACAGCUGUUGACUGGACAACUGUCAGAGGAAGUUCCUUCAGAAUUCUGAGGAAUUCCCAGAGUUCCGAGGAACGUUGGGAUCACUGGGCUGGGGGAAUUAAAAAAAAAAAAAGAAACUACUGUUGCUAUUGUGGCCACAAUGGACACACACCCUGAACACAAGGAUUAAAUAUAUAUUUGUAUAUAUUAACUCAAGGCACGUGAGGAAACAAACUCUUCUCACGCAGUCUUCUAAAGGAAAGAGGAACAAAGUCUUUGUGGAUCUUACGUGUGACACCCAUAUGUCUAUAACUCUUUGCCAUCCACGGAAUCCCUGCAAUAAGUGUAUUAAAACAUUUAAAGCCAAGAUAGAUCUGGACAAAUGGUUUAUCUGUAAAUCUAUAAAUCCAUAGACAGGGGGGAAAAAAAUAUGUGCUAAAGAUUAAUAAAUGUGACAAAUAGUCGAUACUUUUA
Anguilla anguilla (European eel) is the source of this 6090-nucleotide messenger RNA. It is a transcript of the gene kcnc2, whose product is annotated as potassium voltage-gated channel, Shaw-related subfamily, member 2. Lineage: Eukaryota; Metazoa; Chordata; Actinopteri; Anguilliformes; Anguillidae. The transcript is spliced from 4 exons. Gene Ontology annotation, biological process: potassium ion transmembrane transport; protein homooligomerization. Gene Ontology annotation, molecular function: protein binding; delayed rectifier potassium channel activity. The record is from RefSeq and is a predicted model, not a curated record. Bases 1606 to 3414 code for a protein of 602 amino acids. Gene Ontology annotation, cellular component: dendrite membrane; voltage-gated potassium channel complex; axon.